UACUAGAAAAAAUCUAACGGUAUACAAUGUAAAAGCUGAGAGAACUUAUCCUGAUUCAGCUAAGCUAUUAUAUCCUAGCAGGAGUUCAGCACCCCUAAGUUAUUACAUGUUGGAGGGGAAGCUACCUAUAAAAGCAUUUGUUUCAUUUUCUGUUCUUUCAUUUCAGUUAAGAUCUUUGAUCGUACCUUUACCAUAUUAAAAAAAGAAAUUCAAAUAAAAAAUCAACAUUAAGUAAACGACAUUUUGUUAGAAUGUUUGCGAUAUUUUUUCUCAUGAACGCACUAAUUUUUACUAACUGCAUUAUUGCUCAAGUAACAGACGAUGAAAACUGUGAAACAUUGCAAUCAGAAGUACAUAUUACAAAGGACGAAUACGAUGAAAUAGGACGUCUAAAAAGAACAUGUAGCGGAGAUGUAUCUGUUACGAAAUGCGAAGGAUUUUGUAAUUCACAGGUACAACCAAGUGUUGCAAGUACUACAGGAUUUUCAAAGGAAUGCUACUGCUGCCGAGAAAGUUAUUUAAAGGAAAGGCACAUUACUUUACGUCAUUGUUAUGAUGCAGAUGGUAUAAAAUUAAUGAACGAAGAAGAUGGAAUAAUGGAAAUCAAAAUACGAGAACCAGCGGAAUGUAGAUGUAUUAAAUGCGCAAUUAUCGGUGUUGAUGAAUGCCAAGCGACUCCAGUCAUUCACUUUUUACAAUAUCCAGGAUGUAUUCCUAAACCAAUUCCUAGUUAUGCAUGUAGGGGUCGCUGCAGCAGCUACCUACAGGUGUCUGGAUCAAAAAUUUGGCAAAUGGAGAGGAGCUGCAUGUGUUGUCAAGAAAGCGGCGAGAGGGAGGCCAGUGUAUCCUUAUUUUGUCCAAGGGCCAAACCAGGCGAAAAAAAGUUCCGAAAGGUAAUUACCAAAGCACCCUUGGAAUGUAUGUGUAGACCAUGCACCAGUGUGGAAGAAUAUGCAAUUAUUCCUCAAGAAAUCGCUGGAUUUGCUGACGAAGGUCCCUUCACAACUUCUGCACAUUUUAGAAGAUCCUCUGAUUUACAAUAACUAUAUCAUCUAAUUUCAUGUUAAAUACAUUAAAUCAAAAAAAAAUUAUAAACAUGAAGUUGCUUAAUUUGUGAACAUGAUAAAAGUAUAAAUAAAUUAAGAAUAUAUUUAAUAAAAAAUUUAAUAUAUAUUUUUUUGAUAUAUGUAUAAAGCAUCAUUGCAAUAAUAGCAAAAUAUAUUAUUUUAUUUUCUACUUUUUGCAGGCAAUCUUUCUAUAUAAUAACUAUUUAAUGAACAUAUUUAUUUAUUUAUUAUUUAUUUGACAAUUUUCAAUAAGAAAAACUUAAAGAUAAUUUGAAAAAGAAUUGUAAAAAUUUGUAAUUAAUAUUUUGGUGGAUGCAUAUCAGAGAAGUCUUAUUUGUUUGUUAUAAAUAAUUUCAGUUAUAUUACAUACAUAUAAAAUAACUACAUUGUAAUAAAUGUACAAUAUAGGAUAUUACACGUUUAGUGUUUUAAAAAUGCGUAUUUAUGCAAUACGUUACAGUAUGAUUAUAAUUAUUGCAUCUUAAAGUAAUAUUGUAAAUCAUUACAUCCUGUCAAGUAUACAUUAUCUACAGUUCAUUUUUUCUUUUCUCUUGUUAGUACUUAUCAGAUAUUAACGUUCAAAUUUGAGUAAACUUCUUUCGAAAUCGUGUGUAUGUAACUCAUUUAUUACUGCACGUAUUUCAUUUAUAAUUACGCGAAAACAAUAUUACACAAAAAUAUAUAUGUAGAUAACCGAUUUACUGUUUUUCUUCACCAUUGUGACCUAUGCAUCUAGACAGGCAUAUAUUCAAGAAAAUAAUCAACAACAGUUUCACAUGGAGUUCUUUUUUAUUUUUUUAUUUUUUUUUAUUUUUUUAAAUUUUUUUAAAUUUUUCGUAUAGAUAUGAUUUAUCAUAGAAGUGUACGUGUGUAUCUGUGUAUGGUGUAUUGGAGCUUUCGGUGAUAUUUUAUUUAUAUUAUGUAUAUGUAUAUUAAUGUAUUACGUAAGUACACGCAGAUAUAUGUAUAAAUUAGCAAUAUACAUGCGUGUCCAUACGUGAACUAUGAGCACGAUGCGUCGCAUGCACGUGCAACAUUUCAAGAAGACAGCAUCAUAACAAAGCUAUCUUCCUGUUUCUAUCUUUGCAACUCAUCCAAUUUUCACUUACAAUAUUUAUUUAUUAAAUAUUUACAGUGAUAAUCCUUUUACUAACUCAGUUAUCGACAUGUUUCCAACAACGUUCUUUUCAAUUUUAUUCAUAUAUAAAUUAUGGUACUUUAUUUACUGCGCUUUGAAUACAUUAUAUGUUCCAUCUCUCGUCGAAUGAUAUAUUCUACUAUUAGAGUAGAAUGGUAUCCUUCAAAGAGACUAGUGUUAUAGGUCAUUGUUCUCAAUUCGUUCACUUAUCUUUUGCAUAUCCUUUACUCUAUGUGUAUUUUAUUUUUACAGUGU
This is a messenger RNA of Osmia bicornis bicornis, 2460 nucleotides long. Its product is annotated as bursicon. Gene Ontology annotation, molecular function: G protein-coupled receptor binding; neuropeptide hormone activity; BMP binding. Gene Ontology annotation, cellular component: bursicon neuropeptide hormone complex; extracellular region. Gene Ontology annotation, biological process: G protein-coupled receptor signaling pathway; animal organ morphogenesis. NCBI's taxonomy places the organism in Eukaryota, Metazoa, Arthropoda, Insecta, Hymenoptera, Megachilidae. Bases 252 to 1043 code for a protein of 263 amino acids. The transcript has 6 exons. The record is from RefSeq and is a predicted model, not a curated record.